GCUCUGGCGGAUGCGGUUCGUCCGAAGAGGCGAAGGGUAGUGGUGAAGACCGGAGUCGGCCGAGGUGGAAGCUCGUCCGUGGCGGUCGGAGAUAUUGGCGUCUCUGUUGCUCAACCGCCGCCGGUGCAGCCUAUGGCGGCUCCAGCUGAUGUGGCCGGGAGGAGAGGCUCCAAGAGGGUGGCUGAGAAGACCGCUCUCGGUCAAGCUAGCCAAAGAGCGAAGGCAAGUUCUCCGCCUCGGAAGGCGGCUGGUCGGGGAAAGGGCGUGAAGCGCGGGGAGGAACAGAGUUCUAUAGAGGUGUCGACUCAGGCGGCCACGGAUGGGGAGGCGGCUGAGUUUGCUUUGCACACUAUUAGUGAUCAUCUCGUUAUGCCUUCCGAGUACACCCCUUCAGCUUUGGACAGUCACAGGAGACUUGCAGAGACCGCUUCGCGGUUCUUCUUUUCGGCUCAGAUUGGGUUCUCGCAGGUCAUUCUGUUGAAUGACCGCCUGUCCCGGACUGUGGAGGACAAUGCCGUUGAGAUAGCGAAACUGAAGAAAAGCGCCGAUGAAGGGCGGGAGACUAUGAUGGGUAAGUUGAGACCGCAGGUAAAGCGUGAGUUUGAGGAGCGACUGGCCAAGAAGGAGGAGGAGUUGCUGGCCGAGAAGGGGGCGGUCAAGGCUGUCGGUGAAGAGAGGGACCGCUUCCGCGAGAAGGCCCUAAAGUCUGCGGAGCUGGAGAAGACCCUGCUGGAAGAACAGGAGGCGCUGCGGACAGAGCUGGCCGCCUUGAAGAUUGAGAAGGCGACUUGGGAAGAUAACCGCGAGGCGGAGCUGGCCGCCGCCCGGGCUGAGGCGGGACCCGCCUACUUGAAGUCAGAUGAGUUCGUGUUGCUUGACAACGAGAAGUACAAGUCCAUGGUGGGCAAUGCGGUGGCUGCCAUCAGGCACUGGUUCCGUCGUGAGCAGCCUGACGCGGUUUGGAACACGGAUCAGAUUUGGGACGCCGUUGGUGCGUGGACCGAUUCCGAUGUCAACUCGGAAAAAGACGAAGGAGAAGAAGAUGAAGAGACCGCCCCUGAGGGUGGCGCAUCUCCUCAAGUUUAAGAUGCCUUGUGUAUGUUUCUCAGUUUGCUUUGUGACAUUUGCUACUCGAGGACCGCUGGAUGUCCUCUAUUUUGUGCACGUUUUGCCCCUUAAUCGUGGUGAUGGGGGUUGUAUGCUACUUCGAAUUUGGCAUUGGCGUGCCUUGUGAACUUGUAACGUUCUCUUUUGCACAUUUGAAGCGUUGAACCGCCACCGUUUGGUGCCGCGGGUUAUCUCCGA
Molecule: messenger RNA, 1305 nt
Organism: Linum tenue
Lineage: Eukaryota; Viridiplantae; Streptophyta; Magnoliopsida; Malpighiales; Linaceae
Source: the annotation of a GenBank genome assembly